AUCGAUCAGUCGGGCGCGAACCUCUUUGAAAUCAAGUUCAGAGUUCCGCAAUGCCACAGGUGAGCGCAGCCCGUUUGCUGCUGUUCGCGUCGCUACAGGUAGCGUUCGUACUGUGCCAAGAUCCGGAUGCAUUAGCGAAACAGACUUGCACUCAGGUUAAGCGCGACGUAUUCGAGGAACGAGUUGCGAUUAGUUUCUUCUUCGCUAAUGCUCCCGUUCGCUGGGAAACUAUUGAUUCGUGCCAUGGAUCACGACCGCUGAUAGUCGGCGGAACACCCGCCGAACCCAAGGAAUUUCCCCCAAUGGCGCGUCUGGGCAAUCGCAAUGAGAAAAACAACACCAAUUGGUUCUGCGGCGGCACCUUGAUAAGCCACCGCCUAGUGCUCACGGCAGCCCAUUGCCUCUACUCGGAAAUUGGCGCAGUAAAUGUGGUGCGGCUGGGUGAAUUGGACUUCGCCAGCGAGCGGGAUGAUGCAGAACCAGAGGAUUUUGCUGUGCAGGAGAUAAUUGAGUAUCCGGAAUAUAAUUACACAAGGCUUUACCAUGAUAUUGCCCUGCUGCAACUGGAUCGAGCUGUAAAGUUCAGCGUAUAUAAGCAUCCGGCCUGCCUGCCCUUCGUUGAUGGCGACCGCAGUGAAAAUUUCAUUGCCAUUGGCUGGGGUCACAAGCGAUUCGCGGGCCGCGAGUCGACUAAACUGCUGAAAGUGAAGCUUACGAACUUUGGCACUAGAUGUCUGGCCACCACGGAUCUGGACGAACUGCCCAACGGGUACAAUGCGAGCACCAUGCUGUGCAUUGGCUCACCCGAGCUGAAGGACACCUGCAACGGCGACUCUGGUGGUCCGGUAUUAAACUACCAUGACGACUAUCCAUGCAUGUAUCACGUCAUGGGCAUCACUUCAUCCGGCAUUGGCUGUGAGACCCCAAACGUACCCAGCAUCUAUACUCGGGUGCACUACUACUUGGACUGGAUUAGGCAGGAGAUGGCCAAAAGCAGUUAAAUAGUAGACCAUCAUCUUCAAGAAAUAUAUAUUUAGAUAUUUUAUAUAUAUG
Molecule: messenger RNA, 1053 nt
Organism: Drosophila navojoa
Lineage: Eukaryota; Metazoa; Arthropoda; Insecta; Diptera; Drosophilidae
Product: venom protease
Biological process (GO): proteolysis
Molecular function (GO): serine-type endopeptidase activity
Source: RefSeq, a predicted model, not a curated record